This is a messenger RNA of Meloidogyne enterolobii, 915 nucleotides long. The record is from the annotation of a GenBank genome assembly. Lineage: Eukaryota; Metazoa; Nematoda; Chromadorea; Rhabditida; Meloidogynidae.
AUGCUUUCUUUACCAAUUGAAGUUCAACUUCGUAUAUUAAAAUAUCUUAAUUUCAACGAAUUAUUAGUUGUUAAACAAACAAAUUCUUAUUUUUACAAUUUAAUUAGUAAAUAUGAGGGGGAAUUGGCACGAAGGAAAUUUGAUGGCCUCUCAAUAUGGCAAGCUGCUAUAGACAAAUCAAUUCCAUUGUUUUUACAUAAUUUUGAAUCUGAAGUUUUCCUUAUUAUCAUUGAAAACGCAUUCGAUAAUUCAAAAGACAGAAAACCACCUUAUCUCCUAAAAUUGCCAAACAUUCCAAAAAAUACUGAGGAAAUGAUUAUUGUUAGAUGUUGGUUAGAAAAACUUUUUAAAUGUGCUUUUGGACAUUGCUAUCUCAAUAAAAUUGUAUUUAAUCCAGAAAUGAUUAAUAUAUUAUUUGAUAAUGACAAGACAACUCAAUUUCACGUCGAAAUACCCCUUCUAGCUCCUACCAAUAAAAUAUUUGGAAAUGUACUGGACUUGAUUUUUAACCAUAUAAUAAGUUUCAAAUCUCUUUCAAUUGGUCUUACAGAUGUUGACAAUGCAGAGCAAUAUACAGAUAUUUUAUUUAAAAUUUUAAUAAAUGAAGGAGAUAAAAUUCCACAAAUUAGUCUAACUCCUUUCAAGUCAACAAAACUUUAUGAGCUUAUUAUAGAAUAUAUAACAACAACGAGAGAAUGCUCAAAAAUGGUUGCUUCUAUUGGUUUAAAUUUUAAUCCAAUCGAAAAUUUUAAAUUAAACGAGAAAGCAGAAAAUAUUGAAAUUGGUGAAUUACAUGGUUUUAAGCAAAAAUAUACUAGAUACGAAAUUGCCAAUAUUUACAAUCCAGAUGUGAGAUUUACAUUUUAUAAUGAAGAAAAGAAUGGAUCAAUUUCUUACAUCCAUAUCUUAAAAUGA